Nomia melanderi (Alkali bee) is the source of this 6571-nucleotide messenger RNA. RefSeq names its product kinesin light chain (gene Klc). Gene Ontology annotation, molecular function: kinesin binding. NCBI's taxonomy places the organism in Eukaryota, Metazoa, Arthropoda, Insecta, Hymenoptera, Halictidae. Gene Ontology annotation, cellular component: kinesin complex; cytoplasm. Gene Ontology annotation, biological process: microtubule-based movement. The record is from RefSeq and is a predicted model, not a curated record.
AUGCGGAGGGUGCGAAGCCAAACGUAACCCCCUCAGUAAAGAAUUAAACGCGAUUCCGCGAAGUGCCCCCUAUAAAUGUUAACAUCUCGGGCAGCUGGUAGUGUACAUGUAUAUAUAGAUUAAAUUAUAUUUUUCUACGUUUUGAGUCGAGGAUAUAGAUGAAUUUUUUACGACACACACGUUCGACUGAGAGUGACAAUACGUCCGCAACGGUUCCCCGUGAGACAGCAGACAGAUCGAUAUAGUAGAAAGUUCGAAAUUUUUCUUUUGCUUCCACGGGAUUAGGUAGGCCCAACAGAGUCCAACUUUACCGAUGGGUAGAACAGAUAUGUCAAAAACGCUGAACGCUUAUAGAAUCAAAAAAAUAGAAAACAUUGGUAGAAUGACGGCCAUGACUCAGGAAGAAAUUGUGGCUGGUGCCAGGACUGUAGCACAAGGGCUGGAAGCCCUUCUUGUAGAACACGAAGGUCUUCUGCUAGGUCUACAGUCUCAAGAUGCACCAGCUGCAAGAGACAAAUCUAGCUUAUUAUCGAAAAACAUUGAGAUGAUAGAGUUGGGCCUUGGCGAAGCUGAGGUUAUGAUGGCACUGGCCAAUCAUUUGCAAAAGGUUGAGGCUGAGAAACAAAAGCUCAGAACACAAGUUAGAAGGCUGUGUCAAGAAAAUGCCUGGCUAAGGGACGAAUUGGCUGGAGUACAGCAGAAACUGCAAGCUAGUGAGCAGGCAGUGGCUGGAUUGGAAAUUGCUAACAAACAAUUAGAAUUCAUGGAAAGCAUGAGGCAAUAUGAUCAUGAUCCUUCUGUUGAUGACGAGACUUCUAAGGACAGACCGAAGGGUGAUCCUGUGGUUGAUCUGUUUGCUGAUGAUGAUGUGGAUGACCGAAACAGUAAGUCAAUAUCACCGACACCGCCAUCACAAUUUGCACAACAAGUGAACGCUGGAUACGAAAUACCUGCGCGCUUACGUACACUGCACAAUUUGGUUAUACAAUACGCAGGCCAAGGACGUUAUGAAGUUGCAGUACCUCUUUGUAAGCAAGCGCUGGAGGAUUUGGAGAAGACUUCCGGUCACGACCAUCCUGAUGUGGCCACAAUGUUGAACAUCCUCGCUUUAGUGUAUAGAGACCAAAAUAAAUACAAAGAGGCAGCGAAUUUGCUGAAUGACGCCUUGUCCAUUCGAGAAAAGACUCUAGGCGAAAACCAUCCUGCGGUUGCGGCUACGUUGAACAAUUUAGCUGUCUUAUACGGAAAACGAGGCAAAUACAAAGAGGCUGAGCCACUCUGCAAGCGUGCUCUUGCGAUCAGAGAAGUGGUCCUUGGGCGCGAUCACCCGGACGUUGCCAAACAGUUGAAUAACCUCGCAUUACUUUGCCAGAACCAGGCUAAAUACGAGGAAGUCCAGCGUUACUAUCAACGGGCGCUUGAAAUUUAUGAACUCAAACUUGGCCCGGACGAUCCAAAUGUUGCGAAAACGAAAAACAACUUGGCGUCCUGUUUCCUGAAACAAGGGAAAUACAAGGAGGCAGAAGUUCUGUACAAACAAGUGUUGACUAGAGCACACGAGAAAGAAUUUGGUGCUAUUGCUAGCGAUAAUAAACCAAUUUGGCAGGUCGCCGAGGAGAGAGAAGAGAAUAAGCAUAAAAAUAAAGGAAACGCUCCCUACGGAGAAUAUGGCGGUUGGCACAAAGCAGCCAAAGUAGACUCUCCUACGGUUACGACCACUUUGAAAAACCUCGGUGCGCUGUAUCGAAGACAAGGAAAGUACGAAGCUGCGGACACUCUGGAGGAUUGUGCUUUGAGGUCACGGAGGGAGCAGACAUUGGAGUUUGUGAAGCAAGGAAAGGUCGCGCAAAUUCUUGGGGAAGGAAAGGGCUCGACAAGACGCGGUUCGCGGUCCAGUCUAGCGAAUAACGAGCAAGAGCAACACGACGAGGACAAGAAGUUCUUCGUGCGUGCGCAAUAAAGGACACUACGCGAAAAGACGAUACGCGAGUCGAUAAGUUCGGAUGGCGUACAGGGCUCUGCAUUGUUUAGCACGCAAAAAGAAAACGACGAAACAAUUGUUCGAUGUCCGCUCCCUGUCUUGAUCGUUUAACCGUAAUACAGCACAUUCCAGCUGCUUUUAAAUCAGGCGCACCGUAAUGAAGUACUUCACGUUGCUCAAUUUCACCCGGUAACGAUUUUUACGGCCCGAUGUAAUUAUUCUGGGGAACAACGAGAGAAAUGGUUGCCAGGUAAAUUGGUCCACCCCGCUUCGAACUUACUGUUGUCUGAAUCAAAAUGGAUUGAAUAGCCGCAAACAACAGCACGGGAAAAAGAAGACAGGAGGAAGAGAAAGAAAUCCAAGCCAAUCGCGUAUUCAACGAGAAAGAAUCGAAGAAAAAAGAAGGAACAACGCAAGAGUGAAAGAAACUAUGAAAUCGCUGACCUAAAAAAGACCCUGAUGUGUUCAGUUCCUCUGCGCAUCGACACCAGAGUGUCAAGCAACACGUUUUUUCAGACAUUUGCAUGGACAUUACUAUUUUCCGUUGCUCAUACACGCUACGACCGAUGACGCGACAGGAAUCAUUCCACGAGCGAAGCUUUUUCCCAGUCGACGUUUAGGGGGAUGCCUCGAAAAUCGCUACGAACGAUGCAAUCUUGGAUCUUCAAAUUGCAGAUUAUUAGUCAAGUACACACAUCUGUGAACGUUUCUAAGAAAGAACUGGCAUCGAAUACAGAAAUUGUUUCUUUUUGUCGCGAGUCGUCGAGAUAAAUGGCGUUAGAUAUAAUUAUUAAUGAUUUGGUGUCGGUUCUCACGUUGCACUAUUGUCUAGCUGUUCACGUUACUAAACAUUCUAUUACACGCCAAUCUUCUUAUUGCAAUUGUUUUUCUCGCAAUCCUCGCGCCUUUUACUCGAUUUCUGUCUAGUUUAAUGAAACGUUUUGUGUAAAGGAACGAUUGUUUUGUUCUUGCUUGAAACUGGAACACGAUGUCUGAUACGGAAAAGCGAUUUCCGACGCAUAAAGGUUAACGGUUAGGGGAACGUUUGUAUGUCGCUUAGCGUAAAAUGUACUCUUUACAUGCACGUUAGGAUUACGCGAGUGUAUCAUUGUCAUUCAUCGAUAUCGAGGACUUUAUUCGAGUCAUAAUCACGACGGUAGGGAGAGAGUUUCUGUGUAUCAUCGUCAUUCAUCACCACUGAGGAUUUUAUUCGAGUCACGGAACACGUUAGAGGGGGAUUUUUUUUCUUCGAGUCCUGAACAUGGUAGAGGCAGAGUUUUUGCGUACCAUUGUAAUUGAUCGUCAUCGAGGACAUUGUUCGAGUCAUCAACACGGCAGGGGGAGAGUUUUUCUUUUCGUUCGUUCAACGGAGUGGAGGCUAACGCGUGGCUGGCAACGGAGAACCACACACGUUCGCCAGCGAUACUGAUUUCUUUGUCCUGUUAAGAUUCAUAUAAUUUUAGUAUUUAUAUACAUAUAAAUAUAUUAAUUAUAUAUUAUAUUAUACAUACUUAUAUAUAUAUAUAUAUAUUUAUGUAAUUGGAAUACGUAAUUUAUUUGUGCGAUUCGUUGAAUCGAGGAUACUGGCGUGAACACGGGACGGGUUUGUAUUAUAAAUCGCGGUGUUGUCGUGUCUUCAGUAGACAGACACGUUUUUACAGGCGCAUUUAUUCAGAUUAAUUUUUUCGAGGAAUUUGUUUUAUCGUUCAACGCGAGACAGAGAAUCCUUCGCAAUCGCGUUUCGUUUGCUUCUAAAAACCAAGGGACUUUAUAAGCGGCUGUGAGCGCAAGAAAUAUUCGUCUGAUAUUGUUUGACCGUUUCGUGGCCACGAUGAGGAUAUGCAGAUCGUUUCUGGAUUGAUCCGCGUUUCUAAUUUAGCGAAUUCGAUUUUUUCAUUGUGAUGGAUGAAGCGUCGCGAAGUCUCUGUUAUACCCCCGUUGCUUUCUUUUCUAGGCGAGUAUUCAUCAGAACAGUUGGAGUGUCCAAGCAAUUAAUCAUUAACUGUUUCAUCGUUACGGGCUACGGUUACUUUGCGUUAUCGGGAAGAUCGAGACUAUGAUCACUUAACGAGAAGCGCUGUAUGGUUGACAGUGGUAUCAGUAAUAGAAAAAACAUUUUCUAGAGAGAGAGAGAGAGAGAGGGGGGGGGAGAGAGAGAGGGAGAGGAACUAGUAUUUUUUCGUCAUUAUCAACCACAGUGAAUAAAUCCAAAGGGCAAAGUUUAACUAUUCCAUCACCAUCAUCAUCACCACUGGGCUAGCUUAGUUCAAAAGAUUAAGGGCGAUCUGACGCGAGUCAGAGCCGUUGCAUCAGCGAUUCACAGUCCCCUUUGGUUCGAAGCCAACGGUCUCAAAAUCUCGCCUGUUCGAUCCUUAACCGUUCGAUGUUUAAUCUUUACGCCCAUGUGUGCUCUCAUUACCCCCCUACAAACAUGCAUUUAUCGAUACACGCAUAUUCUGCGCCUGAGAGCUUGAUGGCCUAGAAUUGGAACUUUUGUUUUGGCUUCUAGCGCAAUCGAACGUCCGUUUCGUCCUUUGUUCACGAUGCUCGAGACACAGUGGCGCGGUUGAACGAGCGACAAUGAGCCGACAGCCGAGCUUUUUAUUAAUGCUCGACGUGAACGUUGCGUGCAGUUAGAUUAACGUUGUUUUACACGGGGAAUCGCACCGUGAAGGAUAUAUAAAUAUAUAUAUUUAUCUUCGUUUUUUAACAAAUUUUAAUUUUAAGAACCCAGCGAGAAGUUCGCUUUCGUUGCACGUACAGUUCCGACGGAACUGGGAUUCUCUAGUGCAAUUUUUAAUAAGUUUCGGUCCAGCGUUUGAUAUUAUAUUUAUUACACGUUUUACACACACCCCUUUCAGUGGUAAGGUAUCCGCGUUCCGUUACGGAUUUCGAACGUUGAUUUAUAUUCGUCCCCUCGUUUUUCUUUUGUUUCCUUUUCUUUUAAGUAAUUUACGUUAUAAAGAAGCCGUGGAUCCGCCAAUGAUCUAUGUUUCAUUGUCGAAGGAUAGACGAUGUGAUAACAGUGUUAGGAUAAGACUUAGCGUACCACGUACCGUCGAAUGUAGCCGUCGCUUUCCCAUAGAACGAGAAAACGUUAAGGUAUUGUAGCUCUCAGGUGCGAGUACUGUUACUUAGAUAACAUGUAAGUUUUUUUUGAUUUAUAAUAAAUAUUUCCAGUUGUAAUCCUUUGUUCGUCUUCCUCUAUCGCGCGGUGAAGGAAGUUCAUGCGACUGGACGUUACACACGAAGAAGAAGACAAAUCAUUUUCAAACAGAGAAAUCACAUCGCAUUGUACUCGUCGUCGGACAUUAUUAAAAUAUGCAUUGCUGUAACGUUUCUGUUUGAAUUCUCAUCCCCAUCAGUUGAUUUCUCGGAUCUUUUCAUCGCGACGCCCUUUGUGCCGCGUCGUUUCAUCCUCUCCUAUCCCUUUCCUCGCACACAGUUCAUCCAUUGAAUAAACUUUGUACGUUGUACGCCUGGAAAGAGACUGUCAGCGAAUUUCAUUCUCCCAAAUUGUAUUCGCCCGUUUCGAUGGGAAUUCUUUGUACAAGCAAAGGGUCAGUUCAACUGCGAUGCGAGAAACGAUAUCGUGACGUAACGGGAAGGCUACAAUUAAGUUCGCCAUGUCUUCCGACUUUAACGAAAGGUGUCCGCGUUCGCCGACACCUGUAUUUCGUGGAAAUCAAAAUUUAGAUCCUGCGGUCGAUGAAUCGCGACAGCACCGUAAUCUAAGAUUAACCGGCUAUUCUCGGUGCUAAAAACGCCGCUAUAAAUAUACCGACAGUUGUCCGUUCAUUAGCCGUCGCGUUCGCCGCCAUCUUGGCCGCCACCAGACACCGCAAAUGCGCGCUCUUCUAAAUAAGGAAAGGAAAAGAAAUCGACCAUGCGAUACGCGUUAUUAUACGCAUUACGGCCGAUCUAUUUUCGAAACGUAAUUCUUUCGUUCCUUUUUCCUUUUCGUAUCGCGCGAUUGAAGAGCGACAUGUUAUCUGAUACGGGAACACCCGUUGCGCGACUACCAUGCGAACGGACGCCAUGUUCCAUCUACUUCGAAUUAUAGAAAAAUCUUUAUUGAGCAUAGUGUUACACAUUACAAUAGUAAUAAUAAUAAUAAUAAUAAUAAUGGUAAUAAUAAUAAUAAUAAUAAUAAUAAUAAUGGUGAGAGAGUAAUGAUAAUCAAUGAUAUACCUUUUUUUCUUCAACAAAUACAAACUAUCACGAUCUGUUACGCUUAAUAAACUUAAAAACUCCUUUUACAAACUUCUGAUUUGUAUCGGCUUGACUAGCAUAUUAGAAGCAUUUAACGUUACAGUUAAAUUGUAAUCAAUUAGAGGAGGAGGAGGAUCGAAAAAGCACGUUUGAUGCGGAUAAAAGGGUUUCUGGGACGGGAACGGGGGGGAGAAGGUUUGUUGGGGAUGGUAAAUUACGAUAUACAAGGUAUUAAAAAAGUCGCUUUCGUAAUAAAUUAGGUACGAUAGAAGAAAUGUACAUUCAUUAGAUCGCUAAUAUCAUUAUUACAAGUAAUUGUAUCGAGGGCUACAAACAUCGUUCUUUUUCCUGACAAUAACAUGCAAGGCUGAUUUGUAC